This is a messenger RNA of Colletotrichum phormii, 483 nucleotides long. RefSeq lists its product as uncharacterized. Bases 1 to 483 code for a protein of 160 amino acids. Lineage: Eukaryota; Fungi; Ascomycota; Sordariomycetes; Glomerellales; Glomerellaceae. The record is from RefSeq and is a predicted model, not a curated record. The transcript has 2 exons.
AUGUUCGGCCGUCAGUCACAAACUCAGUUCCCCAAGCGAAGCAGCUCAGGCUAUUCGUGGCCCGAGAGCGACAGCGAAGACGACAUCGUCAUCAGGCCCUGCGCCACGAACGAAAAGGCCGAUGCCACCGUCACCAUGACCGAGUGCGUUCCGGGUCCGACGGCGGUGGAACAGACUUCUCAGGCCAGACCCUCCCUCAGCGGCCGCCGCGCCUCCGCUGAGGACAUCAACCUGCAAGAGCUUUGGGAGUGCAUGCUUGAGCUCCAGCAACAAUAUCACUGCUACAACUCGACGCGCAUGGAAAUCGCUGCCGACAGGGAGGAUGCUAUGGAUAUGAUGCCCACCAAGUACUGCAUGGACAUGCUCAACGACUCCAUCGAGUCCCUCCCCGAAGAGGGCUGGAAGAAGCUCAGCAAGUUCCUCAUCACCGACCUCGAGCACGCCCAAAAGUCGCAAAAGUGGAAGUUCUGGAAGCACCUCUAG